GAAGAUAAACAAUGCCCCUCACUUCAUUGAGUGCGAACGUACAAAAGGGCAAGGCGCUAAAUAUCAGGGCUAGGUGCAUCUUCACUCUGCACUACUUUGUAAUUUUAUAGAUUUUUUUUUAGCAAAUGUUGCAUUUCCUGUUGCUAUUCAGUCGGCAGGGAAAGCUGCGGCUGCAGAAAUGGUUCGUGCCAGUAUCAGAGCGGGAGAAGAAGAAGGUGAUUAGCGACAUGAUGACGUUACUGUUGUUUCGUCAGCCUCGUACCUGCAACUUUCUCCAAUGGAAAGAUCUAAAGAUUGUUUACAAAAGAUAUGCUAGCUUAUAUUUUUGUGCUGGUCUGGAGGAUCAGGAUAAUGAACUGCUUGCUUUGGAGGUGCUGCACCGAUAUGUUGAGCUGCUGGAUAAAUACUUUGGUAAUGUGUGUGAGCUGGACAUCAUUUUCAACUUUGAGAAGGCUUACUUCAUCUUGGAUGAGUUCCUGAUGGGUGGAGAGGUUUUAGAAACGUCCAGAUUUGCAGUGAAUGUGUCUAUGGAGCAGGCUGACACUCUUCAAGAGACAAUGGAGGAAUAUAUGAGCAAACCAGCCUACUGAACCAUAAGAAGACGAGAAUGUUUCUUAUUCCAAGACUUCCAAAACUUUUAUUACACUGAGCUUGAAGGCUAUUUUUUUUAUCAUCUCAGGGUUCUUAGAAAUAUUUAUUGUUCAGGCACAUGCUCUGUGUGUUGUUGAGUAAAUAGAGAAACACAACACAGUAAGGAAAAAAUAAAGUCAAUGCUUUAUUAACCUCAGGAAUGUCACAUAUGACCACAAUUAAGAAAGAAUUACAAAAAAAUACACAAGAAUCUAAGGAAUCAAAUACUGGCUGUGGCCGUCUGUGUGUGUGUGUGUGUGUGUGUGUGUGCGUGUGUGUGGAACAUUUAAGGCUGGUGAGACAUUUACUGUAUGUAUCGCCGAGCAACAAGUUUGUAUUCAGCAAAACAUCAAAUGAAAGUUUGAACACUGAUUUUUACUAAUAAAUAAGAAUUUUUCUUAAACCUGC
This is a messenger RNA of Girardinichthys multiradiatus, 1038 nucleotides long. It is a transcript of the gene ap1s3a, whose product is annotated as adaptor related protein complex 1 subunit sigma 3a. The transcript is spliced from 5 exons. NCBI's taxonomy places the organism in Eukaryota, Metazoa, Chordata, Actinopteri, Cyprinodontiformes, Goodeidae. Gene Ontology annotation, cellular component: membrane coat; AP-1 adaptor complex; intracellular membrane-bounded organelle. Gene Ontology annotation, molecular function: clathrin-cargo adaptor activity. Gene Ontology annotation, biological process: vesicle-mediated transport; intracellular protein transport. Bases 126 to 590 code for a protein of 154 amino acids. The record is from RefSeq and is a predicted model, not a curated record.